UCCAGUCUACUUCACGCUUCUUCUGUUCUUCAGAUCCAAGCUCCUAUAUUUCAGCUGCAGCGUCUAGAAACAGAACCCACGGAAAUGGUCACUUGCUUCCCUUCCGCAGCCAAGAAACUGGGGGUGACAGUGGCCUUGUUUGUCGGAGCAGCUGUGAUCAUGGGUUACGCGGCGCAUCUCUCGUACAUCAACGUCGCUCCUCAACAGGCUCGUACUACAGCUAGGGAUGAGUUCGUCAAGGAACGAAUGAGACGGAAGCAUGGCUAUGGCAAUUGAAAAUGUCUUUUUUCAUCUCCAACCAGUGUACUUAUUUCUUGUUCCUUUCUUACUGCAAGCAGGAUUCUCAUACUACAAUAUAAACUAGCAUAUUCUUUCAGGAGGAAAAAGUCUUUUUUGAACUUUAGAGGAAUGCUAUCAACAUACAUACACAGGGCAGCGCAUGUAAUAGAUUGUUCUGUGAAAUCUGGGAGUUUCCAUUUAGUGAAACGAGCUGCACUUCAGUUUAGGCCAA
Linum tenue is the source of this 511-nucleotide messenger RNA. The record is from the annotation of a GenBank genome assembly. Lineage: Eukaryota; Viridiplantae; Streptophyta; Magnoliopsida; Malpighiales; Linaceae.